AUGAGUGUAGACGCAGGCGGUCUUGCUCAGAUGUCUUACAACAGCUUCCCAUCCAGCAAUGCCCUGGGCAUGCCUGGCUCUGGCUUUGCUUCCCGACGGGCUAAUGGUAACAACAUCAAACGUCUCUCUUUCGAGCCCUCGAAGCCUUCUGACUCCCAAGACAAUGGUGCUCCUACUCCUCGCACAUCGCGAUCCCACCUCCUUGCGGGCUUGAGAACGGCCCCCAAGUCGGCCACUUCGAGCACGUUUCCGUCGACUGCCCCUCCUACCCAGCUGCAGCACAACACGGGGAUUGCAGGGGGCAUCUUCGCGGAAAAGGAGUCUUACGCCGUCCCCAACACAGGCAACAGCUUGGGUCAGCGGAACGGCUUCGGCCAGAUGAAGCAAACGAAUGAACAGAUGUACCCUGUCCCAGAGCAGAUCCUUGCACCGCCAGAGAUUCUGGUCGAUGCCCAUGAACAGGAGCAGAUGGACCCAAAUUUGUACGCUCAACUGGUCGCCACGAACAUGUACCUUGCCGAGCAGCAGCAGCGUCUGCAGCAACAGCUUGCCAGCGUCCAAGCCGCCGCUCAGCAAUUCCAGGGCUUGAACAUGGGAAUGCAGCAACAGCAGUUUGCUACCCCUCCAAUCACCCCGCAGAACAUGUAUCAGCAGCAGGUGAAGAAUAACAUGCAGCCCAUCAUUACUCCUGUGAUGGGGCAGCCUGGAGUCUACUCGCACUACAACCCAAUGACUGGGGUUCAAAGCUACUUCAUGGACCAGACCCAGCAGUACAUGGAUCAACAGGCCGUGCAGCCACAGGCCAGCUUCACCCCACCGGAGCAGCACGCCACACCGCGAUUCCAAGUUUCGCCCCCUCCCCGGUCUGAUGUACCCAAGUUCAGCAGAAGCAUCAGCCCUCCCAAGAAAACGUCGUCCCCUCCUCAGGAUCACGCACCAUUGCCACCACCAUCGGCAGGCGCUUUCCGCCGUGGCCACCGCAAGUCAAACUCCAUAACCUUGAGUCUUGAAGGUGAAGCUCCUCUUGACGGACCUCGAUCGGCAUUGGGUCCAAAGACAGCAGGCUUUCCCUCUACUCCAGCAUUUGGGCCAGGCCAAGCUCGUGCCGGUGAGCACCCAGUCCGCCAACCACGCGGUCCACCAUCGUUGGAGGACUUGAUGGCCAAGCCGACGGCGAAAUUUGAGGGUAGCAAGAACUUUGCUACACGCACUCGCCGAAGCGCCGUCCACAACCUUGUCCGUGCUGGUAUCAACCGCAGAUCUCCCGGAAGUGCGGGCUCCGCAAGUAUUUCCCCUGUUUCGGAAUCAUUCUCCGUUUCAGACAAUGACUCGGACAGCGGUCGCAGUAGAAAUGGAAGUGGAAGUCUUACCGGUCGACCAGCCCUUGGAAGCCCUCGCACCUCGAUCCACGGCGCCAUUGGCUCUGAGCGUCCUUUGUCUCGCUCCAAAGAUCACUCAAUGGAACGAAAGUCGGUUGCAUCGUUGAACAGCAGCUCCACCCCCGCAAGCAGUGGAGAUGAGGGGUCUGGCGGUAGCUUCGCGGCCGCUUUCAAGAACGGAGUCAAGAAGUCUGACGCUCUAGUCUCGGGUCGAAAGUCUCCAAUGUUCGUUCUCGCUUCCGCGGCUGAGAAGCGCAAGAGCUGCCUCUCGUCAGGGCUCUAA
Molecule: messenger RNA, 1662 nt
Organism: Drepanopeziza brunnea f. sp. 'multigermtubi' MB_m1
Lineage: Eukaryota; Fungi; Ascomycota; Leotiomycetes; Helotiales; Drepanopezizaceae
Source: RefSeq, a predicted model, not a curated record